AUGCUCUUCUUUCCCAAGAAAUUAGCCGGCGCUGGCUACGUCGUGCUCAACGUCCUCCGAGUCAUGAACAUAAUUGCCCUUCUAGCCGUGAUUGCGGCGAGUUCAGUCAUGCUGGUCAAGACUUUCAUUGUAUCAAAAUUUUUCUUCUUCGAUGCCUGUGAACACAUUAUCCGAGUCGUAAUGAGCGGCUUCCUAAUCCUUACCGAGUUGUCGCUCUUCAAGUCGUACAUUUCCAAAAAUUGGCCUCUUUUCAGCCCUCGAUCUAGCUUCGUCAUGCUUGGAGUAGCCAUGAUCUUCCUCGGAAAUAGCGUGCUCGGAAAUCUCAACAAGCAAGCAACAAGCCAGGAGAGCAUUGGCUUGCCUUUCUGGCGCCUUGUCAUUGCUGCGGGGAUCAUCAUCUUUGUGAUGGGCUUCAUCAACCUCUUUGCAAGCUUCAUUUUCCGAGACACCAAAGCCCACCUCACAGCUCGACAAGUCAGAUCCCAUGGUGCCGUUGCAUCCCACAAAGCUGAUGUGGAAGCGUUCACACCGAAACCUCCAAGCCGGAAAAGCCACUACCGAUCCUUCUUCCUUGGCAGCAAGCGAGAUACCCUACCUUCAUACUCCCGCAAGAACGACGUUAUGGUCGAGACGCCGAAAAUGCACCUGGCCAUCUCAAGCCCUUUCCCUCAGGCAGCGCAGAGUCCUGGUGCUUCAAGCUCGAAGUACAGCGCGAGUCCCAAAAGCGAACGAUAUGCCAUGAGUCCUGAACUCAGCAGACCCGAUCUCGCGCAUCAUCCCGCAGUCACCCACGGUCAGGCCUUUUAG
Cladophialophora yegresii CBS 114405 is the source of this 807-nucleotide messenger RNA. RefSeq lists its product as uncharacterized. The transcript is spliced from 3 exons. The record is from RefSeq and is a predicted model, not a curated record. The coding region runs from base 1 to 807 and encodes 268 amino acids. NCBI's taxonomy places the organism in Eukaryota, Fungi, Ascomycota, Eurotiomycetes, Chaetothyriales, Herpotrichiellaceae.